Symbiodinium pilosum is the source of this 414-nucleotide messenger RNA. The record is from the annotation of a GenBank genome assembly. NCBI's taxonomy places the organism in Eukaryota, Dinophyceae, Suessiales, Symbiodiniaceae.
AUGUAUGUGGCCACCUCGCUUCUGGGAGCAGGUUAUUUACGCGAGGAGUUCCGACACUCCCCUUAUGCGACCAACGCCUACCUCGUCGCAACGCCCAGUGCCGAUCGAGUGUUGGAGGGCAAGGCACAGGUGUCACCUGAAGCGGAAGAACUGAGCUGCCCGCCAGACCUGCUCUUCAGCGCCGUGGACGCCAGCGCGGCCUGCUCUGCCGCAAAAGUUGCUGCAGCUCUUCGUGCUGGUUCUGACAGGGCAAGUGCUGCUGUGAGGCAGAGUCUGCGGCGCUUGCGGGUAUCCCUGGGAAAGGACGCUGGUGUGCCUGGGCAGUUUGUGCUUACCGACGACGCCCGGCAAGAGUCAUUUGCCAUGCCAUGCCAUGCCAUGCCAUGCCUCUUCUCCUUGGCUAUAUGGCCUUGA